CCGCGAGGAACCUCUCCUCCGAGCGGAUCCGAAACAUCACUCCGCUUUCCAACAAAAACAUUCCAAGCCAAACAUCUCAUUCGGAAAAUAUAAAUUUCAUCGACACACAAGUGAAUUUCGAUUUUAUAAUUCUUCAAUUUUCAUCGACCGGUGCACGAGUAUUUUGGCCAACCCUUUGGAAAUAAUUUGUUGCAAAUUCCGCGAUCAUAGAUUCGCCGUACCCUAAUCGCGUUCUAAGUGAAAGACAAAACAAGAUUGUCAGUUUGUCGCAUCAUCAAUAGAUUUUAUCUUGCUUUAUUCCGUCACGAUUUCUCUCUGUUUCCGCCUUAAUUUUGACCGCGAAGCAUGUGCUGCUUCAAAAAGAAGCGAAGAGUUGUGAAGUGAAAGGAAGGAGCUACGUCAUCGGGUCUCGCCUCGUUGAUUCCUGGAGAUUCACCCGCGAACACGACUUUGCAUUUCGAUAUAUCAAUCGAUAUGGCUCUGUUGUCCAACCAUCACAACCCUUAUCAAUCUUCGUCCUCGGAAAUGCUCACCUCGGUAUACCCAACACCAACACGGACCUUCGAUCCUGUUUAUUCUCUGCCGUACGACUCGCCCGAUUACGAUAACAUCCGGAUCGCCUACAAGGAUAAUUAUGCCACGGAUAUUACUUUGACGCCGAGAAAAGUCCACGAGCCGAAUGAUCAUGGGAAAGGAAGGAGCACCGAGUACUCAAAAACACCCGAGACUUACGAGAGAGAACCUUAUGGAAUUUUAACACCGCUCACUCCCCAAAGAUAUGAUCCUCAGCGUUCGAUCGAUCACGGAGCCUCGCCACGCUCCACCCUCUAUGAGGAAAACUCAACGGAUUACAAACCUCUAGUUUACUGCUACGAAACACCUCCUCAAGAACAGAGAUAUUCGAACGAGAAUUAUACAAGUCAAAGUAACAUCGAGAAUGCUCAGCAAAAUUAUUGGGAUCCAGAGGCUAAUUCUCAGAAAAUUUUGCAAUCACCGACGUCGAGUCCGAAAAGAGGGCGUCGAAGAUCCCGCGACGUUCCACCGUCGCCGAGCGUUCUAAAACGUCGCAGAUUAGCGGCGAAUGCACGGGAAAGACGCCGCAUGAACGGACUCAAUGAUGCUUUCGACAAGUUACGCGAAGUCGUGCCGAAUCUCGGCGCUGACCACAAAUUGAGCAAGUUCGAGACUCUUCAAAUGGCACAGACUUACAUUGCGGCACUUUGCGAUCUUUUGGAAAGACACGAUGGCAAAAGUUACGAAUUCAAAGUUUCUCAGAGUGACCCUUAGUUGCAUGGAAUUUGUUAGAAUAAAAAGUUAACAAAUAUUGAGUUAUUGCGAAUAUAAAAAUUAGCGAUAGAUAGUGAACAAUUUUUUGUGAAAAAAAUUCCAUUGUAUAAGAGAAUUCACAUUUUUCCCAGCGCUAUAAACAAAUGUAAAUAUGAUUUAUAUAUUCGCCGUGUAAGUAGCCGUAAUUAUUUAUCUCAUAUCCGUUAGUUUUUAAUUCGAAAAUUAGCUAAAAUUAACGUUAAUCGCAAUUUGUUAUGUGGGAGAACAAUACGUUGAAGGUAUCAUAGUUGAGGACUGAAAAAAACCAAUCAUGAUAACCAUUAUCGCUUAUAUAAGAAUAGUUCGUACUUUAGUUCGAAGCAACUUCGAAAUCAAAGAAAGACGGCUAAAAAUCCAAAGAAUAUGAAAUACAUAGAGUUAAAGCGUUGAAUUCAAAUUCAUGCUGAACUGAUAAAUCGAACGUGUAUUCGACACACUCUUAAGCCUUAUUGAUAAUUCCGUUACAGAUAGAUAAAGGAUCAUAUUUAUAGAUUGAUCAUUCAUAAGAAAUUGAUCGUUAUUAUUGAAAUAUUGAGAGACCGUCCAAUAUCGUACACGAAAUAGUCAUAAGAUGUCAUUAAAUAUUUUGUCAUAAUGCUCGUUUUUCCCUUAUUUUCUAGUCACAGUUUUUUAUUUUACAAUUGUCUAACUAAUGUGAAAUCAUUUUCUCUGGGUCUGUGAAUUUUAUUUUUUUCACGAUUCAAUUAAUAUUUUUCUUGGGAAAACGCUUUGCCGGCAUUGUAAAUAAUACGUAAUGUUUCAUUGUUUUUUUAUGUAUUCAUUUAUUUAUUCUUUCUGCAUAAGAACAUAGGGAUUGUGAAUUAUCCAAAGAUCGUAAAAACUUGAGAGAUAGACGCGCAAUGAGAAAUAAAAAUUAGGUAUAAGGAAUAUAUAUUUUUUUGAUGAAUUAGCCAAAGAUGUAAAUCGUUAUGUAAUAUUGUAAAUAAAAGGUAUGGA
This is a messenger RNA of Venturia canescens, 2283 nucleotides long. Its product is annotated as basic helix-loop-helix transcription factor amos-like. NCBI's taxonomy places the organism in Eukaryota, Metazoa, Arthropoda, Insecta, Hymenoptera, Ichneumonidae. Gene Ontology annotation, molecular function: DNA-binding transcription factor activity, RNA polymerase II-specific; E-box binding; protein dimerization activity. Gene Ontology annotation, biological process: axon development; positive regulation of transcription by RNA polymerase II; sensory organ development. The transcript has 3 exons. The coding region runs from base 475 to 1287 and encodes 270 amino acids. Gene Ontology annotation, cellular component: nucleus. The record is from RefSeq and is a predicted model, not a curated record.